Molecule: messenger RNA, 1323 nt
Organism: Fomitopsis serialis
Lineage: Eukaryota; Fungi; Basidiomycota; Agaricomycetes; Polyporales; Fomitopsidaceae
Product: cyclophilin-like domain-containing protein
Exons: 6
Coding region: 1-1323 (440 amino acids)
Biological process (GO): protein peptidyl-prolyl isomerization
Cellular component (GO): nucleus
Molecular function (GO): peptidyl-prolyl cis-trans isomerase activity; RNA binding
Source: RefSeq, a predicted model, not a curated record
AUGUCCGUCCUCCUAGAAACCUCAUUGGGCGACUUGGUUGUUGAUCUGGAAGUCGACUCAUGUCCAAAGACAUGUCAGAACUUUUUAAAGUUGUGCAAACUCUACUACUACAACCUUAACGCUUUCUUCAAUGUCUCGAAGGACUUCUUGGCGCAGGCUGGGGACCCGACAGCGACGGGGACAGGAGGCGAGUCUAUCUGGUCAUUGAUUGCCUCACAGCAAGGGAAACAAGAACCUCGCUACUUCAGCCCGGAAUACGUGCCACGCCUGAAGCACAAGGCGAAAGGUACUUUGUCUAUGGCGGUCGCACCGUCCAUCGAGGGUCAAGGCAAGGGCGGCUGUGGCAGCCAGUUUUUCGUGACGCUCGCGGAUGAGAUAGACUACCUGGACGGGAAGCAUGCAGUCUUUGGGCACGUUGUCGAGGGGCUAGACACGCUGGACAAGCUGAAUGAUGUCUUCGUUGACCAGGAGGGGCGGCCUCUCAAGGACGUGCGGAUACGGCAUGUAGAGAUUCUCGAUGAUCCGUUUGAGGAUCCUCCAGGCCUCGUGGUGCCCGAGUCAAUACCUACGCGCCCUCCAGACAAUUCCACGCGUAUAGCGGAAGAUGAAGAUCCUCUGGCCACUCUGCCUGAAGAGGAGGCGGAGGCAGAAAGACGAAAACAGGCAGCUCGCGCGUCCGCGCUGACGCUCGAGAUGGUUGGAGACCUGCCCUUCGCGAACGUGCGGCCUCCGGAGAAUGUGCUCUUCGUCUGCAAGCUGAACCCAGCUACCCGAGAUGAGGACCUGGAGCUCAUCUUCUCCCGGUUUGGUGCGAUUAUGAGCUGUCAAGUGAUCCGAGACAAGAAGACAGGGGACUCUCUCCAGUAUGCUUUCAUUGAGUUUGACAAGCGAGAGGAUGCCGAACAGGCGUAUUUCAAGAUGCAAAACGUGUUGAUUGACGAGCGGCGUAUCUGGGUCGACUUCUCCCAAUCGGUGGCCCGGCUGAACGGGGGAUGGUCUAACGACCCUCAGUUGGGGCCACGUCCCGUACGUGGUGGGAGGGGGCGUGGUGGCGGUGGCUUCGGAGGGAUCACCCAUUUGGAGGCGACUCGGCGAUACAGGGAGAGCUCUGCGGAAGACGGCGACCGCUACGGCUUGGUCUUCGAUGUCCCCGAUGACCGGCACAGCAGGCGCCGAAGCUCGAGCAAAGAACGGGUACCUCGCAGUGAUCAUUCCAGAGAACGCAGAAGGCGGUCACGUGGGGAGCGCGAUAGGGAGCACCGCAGAAGCCGCAGCAGGGACAGGCAGUCGAGGGGGCGGUACGAGCGCGCCCGGCGACGAUGA